AUGGAUCCGCUUAACAUCUCAUGCGGCGUAUUUACGCUUCUAACGAACGCAAUCCAGGCUGGCAAAUCUCUACAUGAGACGAUUCAGUCCUUUCGAAAUUUUGAGCGGACGAUACGAGAGCUACGCUCUGAGCUCGAGUCGCUUAUACAGGUUCUUGAGUCUCUCAAAAACGUCAUUACUGAUGAGGGGCCCAUUGUCUCCAUGCUGAAGCUCCCAGUGCUCUGUUGCCACCAGACAUGCCAGGAGUUUAAUGCUAUCAUCAUAAAGUGCACUAAACAUGCGUCUGCUAGCUCCAGAACAAGCUUCAGAGACUGGGCUCAGAUUAGAUACAUGGGUGGCGAUAUCAGAGAUUUUAAAGAUAUGCUAUCCGGCUAUAAAUCUACCAUUGCUAUUGCUCUUGGUAGCCUAAAUAUGUUAAUGAUUCGAGAAACAACAACCGAUCUCGAGGCUCAUCUUCAGAGCAUCGACGACAAACUAGCCGCUAUUGCCAACCAUCCGCGCUCCGAGCCUGACCCUAAUGAUGAAUUAAGUGUCAAGCGAAUGGAGGAGGAAAGGGAAAGUGCUCAGCAGUGCAUCCUCAUCUGCGAGAGUGCGAGGUCUCAUAUCCAGACCUUGCAAGACAAGAUGCAGUCUCCGGAUGCUGAGCCGAACCAGGAUCGUCGUCAGACAGCCAUCGCGCUCAGCGAGGCCAGAGACAGGAUGGUGCGCAUGAUCACAGACCUGCAAAAACGGCUCGUCGACCUAUCGGCGAAGUCAUUAAGUGCAGAGGUAUCAUUACGAUCCAAUGAAUUCGAGCAGGAUCGGGUUCGACUCCUCAAGGAGAUUGAUACAGCCAAGCAAUGCCUCGAGGUUUGUAACAUGGCAGCCGACCAAGCCUCCAGACAGAGAGUACACGUCUUCGGUGACAUUUCCGCCGAGGAUAACAGCCAGCAGAUCCUUGUAUCGACCGUGGGAGACCUCCUAAACGCUAAGAACGUGAAGGCCGGCAGUUUCUCCGCGCAGUGGUUGGGAUCCAUGACAGAUGCCACUUUGCAACAACUGUCUAGUGACCGGACGGCCCAAUAUACUAAUAUACAUACGAGAGAAGGCGAUCCGUCCUUUGGUGGUAAAUAUGGCUCAGGGUAUAAAUUGAACGAAAAGGCCAGCCAGUCAGCUGUAGGUGUCGGUCGCACUACGCAGAAUUGGUAA
This is a messenger RNA of Trichoderma asperellum CBS 433.97, 1188 nucleotides long. The record is from RefSeq and is a predicted model, not a curated record. Lineage: Eukaryota; Fungi; Ascomycota; Sordariomycetes; Hypocreales; Hypocreaceae.